Molecule: messenger RNA, 1704 nt
Organism: Somion occarium
Lineage: Eukaryota; Fungi; Basidiomycota; Agaricomycetes; Polyporales; Cerrenaceae
Source: the annotation of a GenBank genome assembly
GGGUGAGCAACACCGAAAGUCAGCGCUAGUCAGCAGCCAAUGAGCGCUGAAGGCUCGCAGCAGCUUUGAUUGGCUUGCGGUUUCCGACCCCAUAUCCACCUCCAAGUACCUGCAUGCUAACCCAGUCUCUACCUCGUCCUUUUUAAUCUUUAACCACUACUACCAUCACCUCCUCUCCAAUUCGCCUAAUAUGUUUGCUACCAGAGUCGCUCGUACGCCUCGCCACAUCGUAAUCCCAACUGUCUCCAUUCGCUCUCUCUCGACUGAAACAGUCACUUCCUCCGGCUCCGAACCUCCCCUUCCCCCACCUCCCAAGCACCUAGCAGUACCGAAACCUAGUCCUGCUAGAUCUCGAUUGAAUCCUGCACCAAGACCUAUCACCCGAAGAAGACCGUCAUUCCCCACUCUACAACUGCCACCUUCCUUUGGGCGAAACCAGAUUCUGCCAGUGGCGGAUUCCACGCGUGCGCUUUUGGAAGAUAUUGUUUCAAAGUUUGAAGCACCCAUUCGUUAUGCGUUUGCGUAUGGGUCGGGUGUCUUUGAGCAGGAUGGGUACACGACUGCCAAUCCCGCAUCCAAGGAUGGACCCAUGCUAGAUUUCAUGUUUGCUGUGACGCAUGCGUCACAUUGGCAUUCGAUCAAUAUGAAUCAGUUCCCUGGCCAUUACCCGCUGUAUUCAAGGAUGUUAGGGUCCUCGUUCGUCUCCCGGGUGGAGGAUAUUACCCCGGGGGUGUGGUUCAAUGCGUUUGUCCCGAUGAAGGGUGUGACGAUCAAGUAUGGUGUAACAACGGUUGACAAUCUGUGUUCAGACCUGUUGAACUGGAAUUCCCUCUAUCUCGCGGGUCGCAUGCACAAGCCAAUCCGUAUCAUCAAGGACGACGCGCGCGUUCGACUGACGCAACAAGUCAACCUGACCUCGGCCAUUCGGACGGCAUUGCUCACUUUGCCAGAGAAUUUCUCGGAGACAGAGCUGUUCGAGAGGAUAGCAGGGUUCAGCUAUGCCGGAGACAUUCGUAUGCUUCUACCAGCAGAGAACCGAGGCAAGGUAGGCAACAUUGUUCGGACACAGGGUCCUCAGUUCAGGGAACUGUAUCACCGAUUAGUGGUUGCGCUUCCUGGGGUACACUGGCCAGCACAUUCAUCUAAUAUCCAACAAGAUCUUGCCCCUCAUACGAGGGCAGUCCAUCUACGAAAGUUGCCGAAGAAUCUGUUAUCGCAUUUGACGGAGCAUUACGCUUCGGCCGACAUACCUCCGCGGGAAGUAGAUGAGAGCAUGUACUGGACAAGGUUAGCCAGUGACCCUAAGCUCUCGUUGGCCAUUCAGCAUGGUACGUCGUUUGUUAUUUUAUCCUAUACCUCAAUAUCGUUCCUGAUUGCCAACGCUUAUAUCAGAACUGGAGGGCAUCGUUCGAUACCCUUCUACUGUUCAAACUAUAAAGGGGGUGGUGAGUGCAGGCUUUGGCAAGAGCUUGCGGUACGCUGGUAACAAGGUUGGCAAAUGGUGGAAAGGGUUUGGGAGCGGACAGAAGUCGUCAUGAUCAUGCAUAAUUCAACUACUCAAGCUAUAGCAAUUUAGAGCAAGCCGGAGGACUAUUAUUGCAUCUUCGUCGAUAAUCACUGUUUGUAUCCAUACGCGUUCCCAACUCAUUUUGGUUUUUGUGGUGCUAGAAGCCUGAAAGAACAGUGAGUUGCGUGAAUUCCAAG